CACCAACUACUAAUCAUGGGCAGAGCGAAAUAUCUUGCGCAGCAAAUCGCUGCCCUGGAUGAGCCCAUAUCUCAAGACUUCGAUCCUGAAGAAGAUGCCCCGGUUCAGAGGACCGACGAAGAGAGCGGUUCUGAGGAGAGCGACGACGGGUUAGCUGGUACUGAGCAUUACGCGGCAGUUGGGAAGAGCAAGCUUCGGAAAUCAGACGAAAUCAAUCUUGGACCUGAAUACUCUGGAUCCAGAGUCAGUCGCCAAGCUCUACUCGACGAUAAUGACGAAGAGGAGGCUGAAGGGAAUCCUGAGUCGGGAUCUGAUUCAGCUUCAGAAGGUAUUGAGGAGGCUGAUGGCAUCGAAUUUGCGGAUCCCGAAGCUAUCGAUGUAGACAUGGAUGAUGAAGAUGGAGACAUUGACAGUGACAAUGCUUUUGGAGAAAGCGAUGAAGAAAAAUUCCAGCGCUUCGCAUUUCGAGGAAGCAGCAAACCAAAGUUGGCCAAUGGCGCAAGGCAACGGGCUACUGCGGCGGAUUUUAUGUCAGACAGCGAAGACGAGGAAGUCCCUAUCAAUGAGAGCGGAUCCGAGAGUGCUGAGACUGAUGUGAACAUAUUGAAUGUCGCAGACCAGCAUCCGGAUGACAGGGAAGAUGACGAAGAGGAUGUUUCUGGUGACGACAGCGCAGAAGACAUUGAGAAUCUACUCGGAGACCAGUCUGAACAUAGCGAUGAGGAGGAGAUUGGAGAUGAGUCUGUAAGCGGCAGUGAAGAUGAGAAUGAUGAGAAAGCGAGGCGUGCUGAGCUUCGACAAAUAAUGGGCGAAGAACAGAAGACUGUCCUAGCUACGAUAUCUCAAGCCGCGAAAGUGGACGCAGACAAAGGCAAUGCUGUGAAGAAGCAGAGGAAAGCUUUUGACUCGCUCCUAAGUGUUCGAAUGGUGUUGCAGAAGGCUCUGAUUGCAACAAACUCUAUGGCUGCCGUGGAAGAAAGAGAAGCUGGCGAGACCACAAACCAACCAUAUGAAGCUGCAGAAGAGGCAGCGAUCAAGUUAUGGAACACUCUCGAUGAUCUUCGGCACGAGCUGUUAAAGGCAAGCUCUGGCGCCAAACCAGGUCAAAAGCGGAAGAGACGUGUCGAUAUAUCGACACCGUCAAUUACACUCUGGGAACGCAUGCAGAAUUCUGAAGUAGCUGUUAUUGAUAAUCGACAAACGACUCUGGAGAAAUGGUCAGCCAAAGUCUGGGGCAGCGCAGCAUUGCCAACAUCUCGAAAGCUCAAUCCUAUCGCAGCUCAGCAGUCGAUAACUUCUCUGAUUCAAGAUCAGCUCGCAAAUUCUGAGCACUUAGUGAAGCGAACGAAGAUGCCAAGAUCAUGUGCACCUCUUCAAAGAGAUCAAAAAGCCACUGAAGACCCAGAUAUCUAUGAUGACGGCAAUUUCUAUCAAAUGCUCCUGAAGGAACUUGUCGAUCAGCGAAGAGUCGAGUCAUUAAAUGCUCCGAUGAUUGGAAGGGAUGAGGGGAACUCAAUUCAGUGGACCGCAGUGAAAGAGGCAAAAACAAGAAAGAACGUCGAUACCAAGGCUAGCAAAGGUCGUAAGAUGCGAUUUACAGUUCAUGAGAAGCUGCAGAAUUUCAUGGCCCCCGAAGAUAAAGGAAGUUGGGAGCCAGAUGCCAUUGACCGCUUCUUUGGAACUUUGCUAGGCCAAAAAAUGACACUGGGUGAAGAGGAAGCUAGUGAUGAUGGCCAAGCGGAGAAUGGCGUUUCUCCUGAGGAGGAGAGUUUGAUGCUUUUCAGGUCUUAAGAAAGGCUCAAUAAAGAAGAUCCUUGAUAUGAGUUACCUUCGUGGCUUCUUCAAUGCCUGGAUAUUUGUUGCACGCAACAAUAUCCAGUUUUACCAUGUCGUAUCCCCUCUCGCAGCACCAUAGCUGGUAUUACGAAACCUGGACUCUGCCUUCAAAUUUGACAGCCUUGAAGCUCAACUACAUGUUUCGACUUUGCACAUGCAAUUAUGCUCAGUUUUGCAACACAAUUGAAACUCGAAAUCCCUUAAUUUCCAGAACCAAACGUCCCAUCAAAUGUUUCUUAACUCGUCCCAAACUUCAGCCCGAUCCUUCUCCAGGUCAUGUUUGAAAGUCCAGUAUGAUUCGGCAUGUAGCUUCCCAAAAGAUGUUGGUGCUGAUGGUCCGUGUGAGCGAAGCCGUUCCCUCGGGGUUUUGUUACACGGACCGUUUCGGGAUGGGAAACUCCUUGAGGAUCGCAUUGGGUCCCAAUUUUUAGACGUACGAAUCGGCAUGGC
Messenger RNA from Hyaloscypha bicolor E, 2286 nucleotides. Its product is annotated as TRAUB-domain-containing protein. The transcript has 3 exons. The coding region runs from base 16 to 1791 and encodes 591 amino acids. Gene Ontology annotation, biological process: maturation of SSU-rRNA from tricistronic rRNA transcript (SSU-rRNA, 5.8S rRNA, LSU-rRNA). Lineage: Eukaryota; Fungi; Ascomycota; Leotiomycetes; Helotiales; Hyaloscyphaceae. Gene Ontology annotation, cellular component: nucleus; nucleolus. The record is from RefSeq and is a predicted model, not a curated record.